AAACUGAGCCUCGCGCGGGCACCCGCUGCGGAGUCGGCAACGUACGCAUCGCACCAUGCAGGCGACCCUCUUCACGGCGCUGCUGCUGGUCGUCUCGGCGGCUGUGACCAAUUCGCGCGGCUGGGUCGCAUCCUCACAGGCAGAGCAGAAGAAAGGCGGCGGAGAGGUUCUGCUGGACACAGGGCUGUCGGAGGAGGACGAGCUGGGCUGCUUCGGCCGCAAGUGCGUGGCAAACGACCAGUGCUGCCGUGGCUCUGUUUGCGUCGACGUUGACGGAUCCAAAGUUGGUACCUGCCUGCCUGUUUACGGGCAGCGCGAGGGCGAGAAGUGCCAGCAAGAAGCAGACUGUGAGCGAGGCCUGAGCUGUCUGCAGUCGAGACCAGGAGCCACACGGCGCGUCUGCCAGCAGCGCAACAGGGAGAUGCGCAAGAAACAAUUCAAUGACGAAUGCCAGUCUUCGGACGAGUGUGAUGCGUCCAGGGGUCUGUGCUGUCAGAUGCAGCGAAGACACCGCAUGGCACCAAGAAAGGUGUGCUACUACUUCACGGAUCCCAAGAGCUGCAUUGGCAGUGUAGCCGCAGCCCCCAUGAUGGACUUCUACUCGCCGAGCUACAGGCCUUACAAAUCCAUGAGUUUUUUUCACAACCCGUUAUUCAAGGCUCGUAUGGGCUAAACCAGACUGACGCCGAUGUCCCGUUCAUCGUCAAAACCCUAGAGUAGCAAAACGUUUUCUUGGCGUUGGUUCAUGAUUUCUGUACGAAAAUUAUAGCGCAAAACAACACAAGGACCGACAAAAAACACGGGACUUUGUUGGAUGUUAGCGCCAGUCCCGUGUUCUUUGUCGGUCCUUCUGUUGUUUUGCGCUACAAUUCCCCUAACGUAGCCGACCCUGCCCUUCACUCUGCGUAUGCUACUGCCGCAAAUCAUAUGGCUGCUACAAUCUUUUCGGCUUAAACGGCAAAUUAGACGAGGCUUUCAUUAACGAGAGAAAAUUGCAGGUAUCUGUAGCGUUCUGAGGCAGUCACAGUUUGAACGAAUGUGCAAACGCUGCUGAAGCAGUCGUAAACUUAUUUCUGUCUCUUCCGCAGAUUUAUUUGAGCCAGAUAGCUUCCGGCACAAUGAGUGGUUGUUUAAAAACUGUUUUGCCGUAAAAAAUUUUUUCACUUCUAUAAGUGAGAGUUUCACUGAAUAUAAGCAAUAACUACUGAGAACCGGCCAGGACGGUACAUCUAGAACUAUAUUUUUCCGCGCUGUGGCUUGUUUGUUGCACAUAACCUCUAACAAGAGGAUUGAAAGAUGAAGGGGCAAAUUAACCCAAGGCCCUCUAGUGUACCCAGCAUCCGAGGUUAUUCGAACGAGCAGUCUUCGCUCUGAUAAAUAUGUUUGGAAUGGAAGCACUUUCCCUAAAGGAGUGACAACAUUGCGCUAAGCCUCUGGGCUGCGUAUAUUAAAGUGCAGCAUAAUCCGCUGUCACGUUAGGUCAGGUGACCAGGUCAUGUAACAACGACACAACAUAUUGUUUAAUGUAACGUGUGUAACUUUAGAUGACUAAGGCCUAGUUUUUUUGCUUAAUGUUUUGCUUAAGUUUUUUUGCUUUUGUUCAUCGCAAAAGACAAACUAGGACUGCGACCGUCGCAGAGAAAAUAACGUUUGUGUCUUCUCCCAAUGGCCACCUGUUUUUUUUAGUGAUCACGACAUUACUCAAAUCAGCGCUCUCAUUUUGGCCAAUGGCAGGAGGAAAAAGCACUCAACUGCUGCCUUGUGUUGAGAAAUGAGGAACCGCGCCUAAUUUUCAGGCAACUACCACCGCAUCCACUGUACUUGUGAGAGGCCCCCCAUUGUUUCAACUGACUCUACAUUAAUCUAAAAUUUGGACAAUAUGCUUUUAAAUUAUGUGAGCUCACAAAUGAACAGGAAGGCAGCCGCUAAAGACGCUACGCUAAAUGCAAUAAUAAUACAAAACGCAGCGUUUUUUUUUUUCUUAAACUCCUUGUCCCCUCGCGUGCUCUAUAAAUAUACAUGUGCGCAUUGCAGUGAAUUAUGGUAUGUCUCGUGGUAUAUCUGGUAGCAGAACAACUGCGACAGCAAUCGCACACGCAUAUCUGAUGAAAACUUUAGAUAGCGACAAAGAUGCCCUACACGUUUACAAGACCGUACAGCGCGUCAGAUAAGGUCAGAACCCCUCAGGCUGCAAGUAAGGCUGUGCUAUUGCGAGCAGUAUCGCGGACUCGUGCAAAAUGGCGCAGUCUGUCAUGCACUAAGCAGCAACAGGUUGGAAGGUUAAAUGUUAUAACGCCAUGGUUAUUCCAAACCGGCGUCUUUGCACUGUUUGACCUAAGGAAUCCACAAUUGCACCUUCUCUUACUUUUUAGGUUGCGCUUUAUUGUUCGAGUGUUUUACAGAGACAAUCUUUAGCGUCAUUUUAUUUAUUGAGCCCAUUGUCUAGACCUUCGGCGACCAUUGUUAACCCAUCAAAUUUCCACAUCGUACAAGUUUUUCUUGCGGCGUACAAUCUCUUAGCGAUUCAUGUUGUCUGGAUCUUAGUGCGACCACAAGGCAUGUAUUUUUGGUCAUGCGGGCGCAUACGACAAUCAUUCAACUCGUGGCUUUAUGGCAUCACUGUGUCUACUUGCCCGAGGCCUCGUGAUGUGCACACUUUCGCUCACACGCCUUCAAACGGUUGUGUCGAUAUUUCAAUAAAAGAGCACCUUGAAAUAAAACCGAUUCGAAUUCA
This is a messenger RNA of Rhipicephalus sanguineus (brown dog tick), 2734 nucleotides long. RefSeq names its product prohormone-3. The transcript has 5 exons. Bases 56 to 673 code for a protein of 205 amino acids. Lineage: Eukaryota; Metazoa; Arthropoda; Arachnida; Ixodida; Ixodidae. The record is from RefSeq and is a predicted model, not a curated record.